AUGCCUCCAUUCAGCUAUGCUAGCUUAGCUCCACUUGAUUCGAGCACUGUUCGCCUACUUUCUCUUAUGCCCAGUAGAGACGAAACCGCUGCUCUACAAGGCCAACUUCACAACUAUCCUCUCCAAGAGUCGGACAAGGAAACCCAUUUAUACGAAGCUUUGUCGUACGUAUGGGGUGGCUUCGAUGAUCCUCCACAUUGUAUCUAUAUAAAUGGGAAUUCUCUCUCCAUCACAGCAAAUCUGCAUGCAGCCUUGCUACGUCUUCGAAAUCACACUCUUGAACGAGUCAUAUGGGUAGAUGCUCUCUGCAUCAAUCAGCAAGUUGAUCAAGAGAAAGGUCUUCAGAUUCAAUUGAUGCCGAGGAUCUAUGGCCAAGCAACCCAAGUCAUUGUUUAUUUCGGAGAAGCUGCAGAUGAUAGUGAUAUGGCUCUUGAGAGCAUACGAGUUGCAGCAGAUGAUGAGAACGAAAAGCCCAGAAAUUCGUUGGCCAGCAAAAGGAACCAAGAGUCAAUCCUCAGGUUGCUUAAAAGACCAUGGUUUCAGCGCAUCUGGGUUCUCCAAGAGGUCGGCUUGGCUCGAAGUAUCUUGAUUAUCUGUGGUUCAGUGGAGAUGAACGGAUAUGCGUUCUGCUCGGGUGUUAGCAAACUGGAAAGUUCACUCAAAGAUUAUUCAGAUUUACAAAGUUUGAUCCGCCCAACGAUCCACUUGAUAAGAGGAUCAAUUUUCCGUCCAAAGUACAACUCGAGUUCACUAGGCGAUCUCUCUCUAGGUGAGCUGAUCGAUAUGUAUCAUAAUCACAAGGCCACCGUACGUCAUGAUAAGGUGUAUGCCUUACUUGGUAUGUGCUCUGAUCAUUUGAGCUCGACUGGCUUAUUACCCGAUUACACGAUUCCAUGGGAGACACUUUUUCGACGGCUUAUCAAUUUCAUCCUUCACGAAAAUAUGUCUAUAGAGGCUUGGGAUGACAGGGAGGCGGCGGUAAUCAAGAGUAGUGGUUAUGUUCUAGGACAUGUAUCCUCGAUAAGGAAUGGCAUAAAUCGACAUCCUGGACAGUACGUAGAAGUUACAUUCAACAACAGACCAAUAUCGUUUCAGUACUACAAGAAUUAUGGGGCACAUUGGAUACUCCAGGCUUCUGCACAAUCCAUUCGAAAAAAUGAUAUUGUUUGCCUUCUAGAAGGAGCUUCGAACCCAACUAUUAUUAGAGCAUUCGAAGAUCAUUUUGGUAUCAUCAUGAUUGCAGUCAAUCUACGCCAACAAACACAUCAACGUAGCUCAUUUCAAUUGUCUAUGUCUUCGACACCUGAUUACUCGCAUGAAUUUUUACUUGUGUGGCAAUGGGGAUUAAUUCCGGGAGAGCAUUCUUCGUCACUCCAGUUACCACAAAUGGAGAUCAAUUCCGUAGUUCCGGACUAUUUGAAGACCAAUACGAUCAAAGCAAUGAGAUCAUUUGAAGUGGCACUGAUUCUAAAAGACACUGGGGACCUUCUUAUGGCAGAAGCUAAGCUUAAAAAAGAUAUCGGAAAAUGCGAGGAAUUGCUUGGAAUAGACGAUAUACAUAUUUUAUCAUUACAAGAGGCACUCGCGUCAGUAUACUUGAGCUCUAAUCGGUGGAAGAUGGCCGAGAACCUGCUUUUGGAGGUGAUAAGGAACAGACAAGAUCUCCAAGGCAAAUGUCAUCAAGAUACUUUAAAUAGUAAAAUGGAACUUGCAAAGGCUUAUAUAGACGAAGAAGUCCUUUCCAGGCCGUCCAGAGCCGAACUGUUGCGGGGUUUCAGGACAGAAUUGUUGGAAGCAAUCAAAAGUAAUAGUCGAAUUGAAGAAAGGAUCAUGGUACAAGCAGCAGAGUACCUCGAUGAAAGAGUGUUUAAACUUUUGCUAGGCCUCCAAAGGGAUAACGUUUCAGUCACAGAAAAUCUAGUGAAGGCCAUAUCCAGAAGCAUGAGAGAUGAUGGGAAGAUGGUUAUUCUCUUGGAGGAAAGAGCAAUGGACAGCGAGGUUACAGAAGAGAUGGUACAAUUCAUCGCCAAGAAUUGUGGCCGGAAUGCAACGAAGUCGUUGAUACAGAAACGCAGGGCUGAUGUGAAGAUUACAUGCGAAUUGUUGAACGCGGUCGCGAAAGGAUGGGAAGCUGUCGAAAGGAUGGCACUGCUGCUCGAUGGAAGAGGCGCGGAUAUAUGUGUUGAUAGCGGAUUGUUGGCAACUGUCGCGCGAUGGCAUUAUCCGAAUAUCCCCGCGAUCAUGAAGCUAAUGCUAAAAAAGCGAGGGGCAAAUAUAGCCAUUACAGAGGAAACUGUGCUCGCAGCAGUAGGGAAUAUAUAUCAUGGGAGAACGAUUGUUAAAGAGUUAUUUGCACAACAAGGGGCGAAUAUAGUCAUUACUGAGAGAAUGGUGACCGCAGCAAUGGAGAAUAUAAAUCACAGGGAAACAAUCAUUAAAGAGUUAUUUGCACAACAAAGGGCGGAUUUAGCUAUGAGAGAGAAAAUCUUAAUCACGGUAGUAGGGAAUGUAGAUCAUGGGAAUCUAAUUCUUCGAAAAUUAUUUGAAGAACAAGAGGUGAAUAUAGUCAUUACAGAGAAAAUUGUGAUUGCAGCUAUAAGGAAUAUGUACCAUGGGCCAAAUAUGAUCUACUUCUUACUUGAAAAGCGAGCAGCAGAUAUCAAUAUCACACCAGAGGUCAUGAAAGCAUUAUCAAGAAACCAAGCGAAUAUGGGGGAGUCAGAAUGGAUGUUGAGACAGCGAUCUUCUCUAAUGAUGCAUUUAUUUGAGAAGCGAGGAGCAUAUAUGGACGUUACAGAGGAAACGGUGAGGAUUAUUACAAAUGAAAUGGAAUUUCCGGAAGAAUCUCUCGCGCUAUUGAUUGAAAAGCAAGGAGAAAAAUUGAGAGUUACGGAAGGAAUGGUGAGAAUGGUUGAAGAGAAACUCCCCGAGAAGGUCGCCCUGUUGAACAGGAUGAAGGACAAUAUUCAGAAAUAUAGCAGUGGUAGUACUAGUAGCACAGGCUACCAAGCCAUUUAUUGA
Molecule: messenger RNA, 3021 nt
Organism: Botrytis fragariae
Lineage: Eukaryota; Fungi; Ascomycota; Leotiomycetes; Helotiales; Sclerotiniaceae
Product: putative het domain protein
Exons: 2
Coding region: 1-3021 (1006 amino acids)
Molecular function (GO): protein binding
Source: RefSeq, a predicted model, not a curated record